AGUUUUGCAGGAGCAGCAGCUUCCGUGCUCUGUGGCCGGCGUGACGUCACCCACGUAGAGCAACAACAUGGCCCCUGUUAGCCGGGCUGUGGUUGUUGCGGCGCUCUCGCUGCUCUGCCUGAGCCGAGUCGCCCUCUCCACCGAGUUCUUCUCCACGCUGACGCUGUUCAACAGCGACCUCCACAAGCAGGGAUGCAGCUCGCUGUCCGAGUGGGAAGAGUACGCGGCCGACUGCGAGUCUUCAAUUCUACAGUUAGAAGAUCCAGACUGCGAGGAGGGAAGUAACCCGCCCUGUGAGUCGGUCUUCUCGCUGAACGCAGAGAAAAUCCUGAAUCAGGCCAAGUUGUUUAUAGAACAGAAAAAAAUCCCCUUCCCCGUAGUCAACCACAACACAAACGAAGAACUCGCUAUAGGCUACGUUCUGAUAGGUAACGGCCUUUAUGAUGAGGCCAUCAAACACUUCUCGCUCUUACUGCAAGGAGACCCAGAGCUGGUCAGUGCCAUUUAUGGGAGAGGGAUAGCCUACGGGAAGAAAAGUCUUCAGGAUAUAAAGAACGCUGACUUGGCUUUGUACGAGCUGAACAGAGUCAUCACGCUGGAGCCAAACUGGCCCGAGGUUUACGAACAGAGAGCAGAGAUCCUGUCUCCUCUGGGUCGUAUCAGCGAGGCUCUGGGCGAUCUGACCAAAGCCAUCCAGCUGCAGCCGUCGGCUCGACUCUACAGACACAGAGGAACGCUGCUUUUCAUCUCCGAGGACUACGUGGCAGCUAUGGAAGACUUUCAGCAGUCUUUGGAGCUGAAGAAGAAUCAGCCCAUCGCCAUGCUGUACAAGGGCCUCACCUUCUUCCACAGAGGAAUGCUCAAGGAAGCCAUCGAGACGUUCAAAGAAGCGUUAAAGUUGAAGGCUGACUUCAUAGAUGCGUAUAAGAGCCUCGGACAAGCUUACAGAGAGUUGGGGGAUUUUGAGUCAGCAAUGGACAGCUUCCAGAAAGCCCUCCUGUUGAACCAGAACCACAUCCAGUCUCUCCAGCUGCGAGGCAUGAUGCUCUACCACCACGGCUCGCUGCAGGCGGCCAUCGGCAGCUUCAAGAGGUGUCUUCAGCUGGAGCCCUAUAACGAGGUGUGUCAGUACAUGAAGGGGCUGAGUCACGUGGCCAUGGGGCAGUUCUACGAGGGCAUCAAAGCUCAGACUAAAGUCAUGCUCAACGAUCCGCUGCUGGGACAGAAGGCCAGCUCCGAAUACCUCAAAGUGAAAUACCUCCGAGAAUACUCUCGCUACCUGCACUCCCACCUGGACAUCGCUGUGGCCGAGUACAACGUGGACCAGGAUUUACCGGGCAACUUCAAGAACCACUGGGCCAAGAACCUGCCUUUCCUCAUUGAAGACUACGAGGAGCAGCCCGGCCUGCAGCCACAUAUCAAGGACGUGCUGCCUCAGAUCUUUGACAGCUACAGCAGCGAGGUGCAGAAACUGAUAUGCACAGCCGACCACCUGGGGGCGCUGAUGCAGUACGACACUCCCGGGUUCCUGCCCAACAAGAGAAUACACAGAGCAAUGGGUUUAGCAACUCUGGAGGUCAUGCAGGCUAUGCAUCGAACGUGGAGCAACUCCAAAGUGCGAGUGAACGGCAAGACGCGGCAAAUGCAGUGGAGGGACAUGUUUGACAUAGCUGUUAAAUGGAGGAGGAUCGCAGAUCCAGAUCAGCCGGUCCUCUGGUUAGACCAGAUGCCUGCCAGGAGUCUCAGUCGUGGCUUCAACAAUCAUAUCAAUCUCAUCAGGGGACAGAUUAUAAACAUCAGAUACCUGGCGUACUUUGACAACAUCCUCGACUUUAUCAAAGACAGAAUACUGGUGUACCAUGGAGCCUACAACCCCAGAGGUUUACUCGAGGUCCGCCAGGCUCUCGAGAACGUCAACAAAGUAGAAGACCUUUUGCCGAUAAUGAAGCAGUUCAACAGUAAAACCAGAGAUGGCUUCACGGUCAACUCCAAGGUGCCGAGCAUGAAGGAUCAUGGGAAAGAGUACGACGGCUUCACCAUCACCAUCACUGGAGACAGGGUGGGCAACAUGCUGUUCUCCGUGGAGACUCAGACGACAGAAGAGCGCACGCAGCAGUACCAGUCAGAGAUAGAGUCCAUUUACAAAGACAUCACCGCCAAAGGAAAAGCUUUAAUGCUGUCCACUGAACUCGGGGAUGCAGACGCCUUGUGCAACCUCGUCCUCUCCUUGAUUUAUUAUUUCUGCAACCUCAUGCCUCUCUCCAGAGGAUCCAGUGUGGUGGCUUACUCGGUUGUGAUGGGCGCACUGAUGGCCAGUGGCAAAGAGGUCGUCGGCAGGAUUCCUAAAGGAAAGCUGGUGGAUUUUGAAGCCAUGACCACGCCCAGUCCUGACAGCUUCAGUAAAACAGCAAAGGGCUGGAUGAAUCUUAAAAGUUUACCGAGCUGGUACCAGAGUCUUCCGUCUGUAGCAGAGACUUUCCCGUCGACCAGGACGAUGAUCGAGGUUCUCAAUACAGACUCAUUCUCACACUGUCCAAAGAAAUCUUAACAAAACUUCCACAUGUGAGACACGUUCAGGGAAGUCUUAAAAAAUAAUAAUAAUAAUAAUAAUUUUCUCCACUGGACAGAACUACAGGACUGUCUUCUUCUUCUUCUUCGGUAACCCCCCAAACAAAGCUGGUCUCAUCUCAUCUUUAAUGUUCUUUGUUUUAAUGUUAACUUAAAGAAAAUCCUCAAAUAAAACUUAAAGACAGAAGAGGCCUUUGCUCUUAAUAAUAAGCAUUAUUUGGUUUCAAAAAAACACUUCCUGUUUUCUUCUCUGUCAUCUCUCAAUUAAAAUUAAAAUAGUUUUAAGUAUAUUUUUUUUCCCCGUAAAGUACAACAAAAAAGCUGCAGUUGGCGAGACAUUUCUUUCUAAAGUUGAUAUUUAAUGCAGUCUAUGAAUGCACUGAAGACUAGGACAUAAAUGCUGUGUUUUAUUUGACCAUAACUACUCAAAUACACAGUCCAUACAGUAUACACAUGACUAAAAAAACAUCAGAUUAUUUUUAAGUGAAAACUAAUCCGGACGUUUUGAUGCUGUGUGGACACUCACUUUUUAAAGAUGGCAAACUAUCGUGACCCAAAUCGCCACAAAAACUGUGAGAAGAGUCACUUUUUGCCAAAUAUAGUGACUCAUUUACACCCAUAUCUGUCAAAAGCUAAUAUCAUUUUGCUUUUUUUACAUGUAAUUUAAAGUUUAUACACAGAAAUCUUAAAGAAAAGGUUGGAAAAAAAAUAAGUUUGGGGACCCGAAAGGACUCUCCUGUGGCCCGUCUGUAGGCCCCUACCCUCUGUUUGGCUCCUCACGCUGCCUGCCACUGCAAUAACUGAGCUCAUAUUCUUUUAUUUUCCGAUUCUUAAUAAACAAAACUACGUAAACAGA
Molecule: messenger RNA, 3424 nt
Organism: Solea senegalensis (Senegalese sole)
Lineage: Eukaryota; Metazoa; Chordata; Actinopteri; Pleuronectiformes; Soleidae
Gene: ttc13
Product: tetratricopeptide repeat domain 13
Exons: 23
Coding region: 68-2548 (826 amino acids)
Molecular function (GO): protein binding
Source: RefSeq, a predicted model, not a curated record